UCCAGCCUGGGGGACAGAGCAAGGCUCAGUAUCCAAAAACAAAGAAAGAAAGAAAGGGCCCUUAUGAAUCAUCUUCAAGUCCCUCCCUUCCAAGAACAGAGAUGCUGGGCGAUUUGCCCAGAGGCACACAGCAUGUAGCGGGAUUCAUGCCUGCAGGAGCUGGGGCUGGGGGAUAUUGUCAGCUUUAGCGGAUCAAAAGAGCGGGUGAGUAGGGCUAUGCAAUCUGGUGGUUACCCUGUGAGAGAGCCCCCAGACUGCUCAGUUCUGAGGGGUCCAGCCAUAUGCUGUCUUUUUGCCCCAAAGGAGAAAUGUCUGGAGUAAGACCCAUCUCCAGAGACACCUUGAUGGAGACCCUCCUGUAUGAGCAGCUCCUGGAACCCCUAACCAUGGAGGUUCUUGGUGUCACUGACCCUGAAGAGGACCUGGACCCUAUGGAGGACUUCAAUCCUUUGGAGUGUAUGGAGGACAGUGACAUGUUGGCCCUGCGGCUGGCCUGCAUCGGGGACGAGAUGGAUGUGAGCCUCAGGGCCCCGCGCCUGGCCCAGCUCUCUGAGGUGGCCAUGCACAGCCUGGGUCUGGCUUUCAUCUACGACCAGAUGGACGACAUCAGGGAUGUUCUUAGAAGUUUCAUGGAUGGUUUCACCACCCUUAGGGAGAACAUAAUGAGGUUCUGGAGAUCCCCGAAUCCCAGGUCCUGGGUAAGAGCCUUAGAGAUUCCUGACCCUGAUUUGCUCUGCGGCCAGUGGGGGCUGUCAGAGCUGCUCCUCAGGGCGCCACAGUCCCCAUCACUCCCUGUCAUCUGCUGUGUCAUCAUUGUCCACAUCCGCCUGGUCCCAUAGGCUUCUGAGUUUGGGAUUCCUGGUUAUGAGUGCACAAACCAGUGCGUGGUCCUGGGUCUCCCUCUGGCCCGAGAGCCUUCACCUGGCAGACAGGAUUCUCGUCUCCUCGCCAGGGCAGAGGCCUCCCUGAGCAGCCGUCCUGGCAGCCUGGUGCCACUCUGCACUGCCCACCACCAGGGCAGCUAACCGCCCUGACCUGUGUCCACCCUUUGCCUGUGUCCCACAGACUGGCAGCCGCUGGCCUCUUUGGCCAUGUCCUCAGGGCCACUUUCCCCCUCUCCUGAACUCCUUCCUUCUCUGGUUCCCUCGAGCUGCUUCCCAGUCCCCACCUCCCUGGGCUUCCCCUUGGAACUCUGCUGUCACCCCGUCUGGCCUCAUUGCUGGGGCCUGCUCCGAGCCUGACUCCUCUGUUUUGCUCCCGCAGGUGUCCCGUGAACAGGUGCUGCUGGUGCUGCUGCUGCUGCUGGCACUGCUGCUGGCGCUGCUCAGCGGGGGCCUGCACCUGCUGCUCAAGUGAGGCCCCAGCGGCUCAGGGCAGGGCUGGCCCCACCCCUGUGACCACUGCCCUGGAGGUGGCGGCCUGCUGCUGUUGUCUUUUUAACUGUUUUCUCAUUAUGCCUUUUUAUAUUUAAACUCUGAGAUAGUGCUGGAACACUGCUGAGGUUUUAUACUCAGGUUUUUUGUGUUUUUUUAAAUUCCAGUUUUCGUUUUUUCUAAGAGAUGAAUUCCUAUGGCUCCGAACUUGUUGCCGGUUAACUGUGGCUUGUGCCCAGGAAGAGCCAUUCACUCCUGCCCCCGCCCACACGGCAGUUAGCAGGGGGAGUGCUGGCCACACCCCUGUGUGAUGUGUGAUGCCCUUGGCAAAGAAUCUACCGGAAUAGAUUCCAAGGAGCAGGAGUGCUCAAUAAAAUGUUGGUUUCCAACAGA
Macaca mulatta (Rhesus monkey) is the source of this 1766-nucleotide messenger RNA. Lineage: Eukaryota; Metazoa; Chordata; Mammalia; Primates; Cercopithecidae. The record is from RefSeq and is a predicted model, not a curated record.